Pezoporus flaviventris is the source of this 2705-nucleotide messenger RNA. It is a transcript of the gene NOX1, whose product is annotated as NADPH oxidase 1. The transcript is spliced from 12 exons. Gene Ontology annotation, biological process: superoxide anion generation; defense response. Lineage: Eukaryota; Metazoa; Chordata; Aves; Psittaciformes; Psittacidae. Bases 768 to 2366 code for a protein of 532 amino acids. The record is from RefSeq and is a predicted model, not a curated record. Gene Ontology annotation, molecular function: superoxide-generating NAD(P)H oxidase activity. Gene Ontology annotation, cellular component: NADPH oxidase complex; plasma membrane.
CAAUCCUGCCCAACCUGUUCCUCCAGGCCCCAGGUGCUGUUCCCAGCCAAGCACCCAGCACCGCAGGGCUCAGGACGCUGCAGUGGAGGGCAGGCAGGAGAGGAAGGGUGGCUGGCACAGCAGCAGGGAUGCUGAUGUGACCCGGGCAUCCCGGUGCCAAAUCAGGAGUGUGCCACCCCCCUCCCCAGCAUCCUUUGUGGGGUCAGCUCAGUUAGGAGGAUGCUGGUGCCAGGCUGAGGGCGCUCAUGGAGGUGCAGCACCGCUGGUGCUCAGUCUUAAUUCACCCACCCUGGAGUGGAUCCCUGGGUUGGAUCCUGGCAUCAGCACAGUGCUGGGAUGCUUCUCCUCCUCCUCCAAUGGUUUCUUGUAGCACAGAGGCAGUGAAGGCUGGUGAGGAAGGCCGGGAGCAGCACAACAGAGCUGAACCCUCUGCACCUUCCUCCCACCAGGAAAUUCCCUUCAGAAAAGCCCAUUUUGUCCCCAAAUAGUGCAAACAUGCACAAGGAGCACCCUGAUGCCCUGCAGCACCCAGCCAUGGUGCCAUAGGGAACCCCUCCACGGUGACUGUACCCAUCCGGCGCAGGGGACUGAUGUCAGGGCUGUCUGCCUGGGUCAGCCCUGCCUUCCUGGAAGGCGGCCUUUGAAACCAGCCCGCAUUUCCUCAAAGGCUCCUCAGGGGAAAGUCCCUGAGGAGCUGCUCCCAUGGCCGGGGCUGCCGCUGCCUCCAUAAAGCCCCGGGCAGGCAGCACCGGACCUGACAGUGCACCAUGGGCAACUGGCUGGUCAACCACUGGUUCUCUGCUGCGGUCCUCUCCGCCUUGGCAUGGGCUCGAGCAUCAGCCAAGUGCCUCAACUUCAACAGCAUGCUGAUCCUGCUGCCCGUGUGCCGCAACCUCCUCUCCUUCCUCCGCGGGACCUGCUCGUGCUGCCGGCGGACACUGCGGAAGCAGCUGGACCACAACCUCACCUUCCACAAGCUGGUGGCGUACACCCUGGCCCUGCUCACAGCCGUGCACACCAUUGCCCACCUCUUCAACCUGGAGCGCUACAACGGCAGCCAGCAGGCCACGGACAGCAGCCUGCCCGCUGUCCUCUCCAAGAUGCACCUGCAGGGCAGCAACAAGUGGCUGAACCCCAUCCACUCCAACCAGACGACCGUCGAGUACGUGACCUUCACCACCAUCCCAGGGCUGACAGGGGUCAUCAUCACACUGGCACUCAUCCUCAUGGUCACGUCCUCCACCGAGUUCAUCCGCAGGAACUACUUUGAAGUCUUCUGGUACACGCAUCACCUCUUCAUCAUCUACUUUGCUGGGCUUGUCAUCCAUGGCAUCGCCGGGCUGGUGCGUGGACAGACAGAGGAGAGCAUCAAGGAGGUGCAUCCACACCACUGCGCCCAGUACCUCACACACAAGGACAAGCACUGCAACCAUGACUGCUGCAAGGACCCCGAGUUCGGGAGCAUCCCUGCCGAGUCCUGGAAGUGGGUCCUGGCCCCUGUCCUCCUCUACAUCUUCGAGCGGAUCUUGCGGGUCUGGCGUGCGCGGCAGAAGGUGGUUGUCACCAAGGUGGUGAUGCACCCUGCUCGCGUGCUGGAGCUGCAGAUGCAGAAGAAGGGGUUCCGCAUGGAAGUGGGGCAGUACAUCUUUGUCAACUGCCCCUCCAUCUCCCUGCUGGAGUGGCAUCCCUUCACCCUCACCUCUGCGCCCGAGGAGGACUUCUUCUCCAUCCACAUCCGAGCGGCUGGAGACUGGACCGAGCGCCUCAUCGACACCUUCCAGCAGCAGAAGCUGGAGAUGCCCAGGAUCGAGGUGGAUGGUCCCUUCGGCACAGCCAGCGAAGACGUGUUCCAGUAUGAGGUAGCUAUGCUGGUGGGAGCAGGUAUCGGUGUCACCCCUUUUGCCUCCGUCCUGAAGUCCAUCUGGUACAAGUUCCAGCAGGGUGACCAGACCCUCAAGACCAAGAAGAUCUACUUCUACUGGCUCUGCCGGGACACAGGAGCCUUUGCCUGGUUCAAUGACCUGCUUGCCUCGCUGGAGCAGAAGAUGGCCGAGUCGGGCAAGGCUGACUUCCUCACCUACCGCCUCUUCCUCACUGGCUGGGACACCAGCAUUGCCAACAACGUGGCGCUGCGCUUCGACACUGCUGUGGACACAGUGACGGGGCUCAGGCACAAAACCAUCUUCGGGCGGCCCAUGUGGAACAGUGAGUUCACAGCCGUGGCUGCAGCACACCCCAGGUCGGUGGUUGGUGUGUUCCUCUGCGGGCCGGGGGCCUUGGCGAAGAGCCUGCAGAAGUCUUGCCACCAGCACUCCAGCCUGGACCCCAGGAAGGUCAAAUUCUACUUCAACAAGGAGAACUUCUAAGAGGCAGCCAGAAUGGGAGCCCCGCGGGCAGGGGACCACGCAUCUCACCUCAUCCCCCGUGCCUGGGGUAAGCAUCUCCUGAUGGGUACAUGCACUGAAGCCAGGCGAGACAAGGCAAGAAUCCUUCUCCAUGAGAAACUUGAGGGUCAAAGACUGCUCGGCAUGGAUCCCCAUUGAUAAACCAGAGGCACAUGCUGCGAUGAUGCUGCUGCAGCAGUGGGAAGAAGCAGGAGCACCCAGCAGGCUGGGCAGAACUGUGGGACGGGGAGGGGACAUGGCUGUGCUGAGCAGGCACUGGGGAUAAGCGUGUCCCUCCGGGUUUAAGCAGUCCUCUGCGUG